AUGACAAGAACAAUCACUCCUCUGUUGGACAACACGAUCGGGCUUCUGGGGCAAAUGCUGAUCAAAGGUGCUGGGAACGCUUGUUCUAACUCGUCCGAUAUCCGACAACAGGGAGUAGCCGUGAUUCAUCUUGUAAUUGGUUGCGUCUCUGGUGUUUUGAACGCAGCCAACGAAGGUCCCGGUCGUGAGUUACAUCUAGAACGGCCACUGGCAUCUUUUGUUCUCUCUUGUCUUCGUCACGUGAAUUGGGAUGAUAGAGUCAAACAGGAUGAGCUCAAUUGGACCUAUACCGUAGAGAACCAAACGACUCUGCCUCACCCGUGUCCUGCCGACCCGGAUUCGCAAUCUCAGACGGCCACAUUUGCGGGCUCUCUAACUUUUCUAUGCAUGUUGCUUACUCAGUCACUGUGUGAUUCAGCAGUAGAAACGAAAGCCUCGUUGCAACAAUUGAUCGAACUGAUCCUGAGUAGUUUUGAUGUGUCCACGGUCGGCGAACGUUACUACACCUUUAUUUUAUCUAACAUGGACGAACUUCAGCUACCAGCUCAUUGUGUUCUCAUGCCACCAACCAGCUUGGAAGGUCGAUUGUUUUGUCUUCUGGCCUCUGCUGGAGGUAUGACUGCCUCUCCAGGCCAUGCACCCAUUGUUCAUAAACCCUCAGAUUCAUCAUCGAGCAACCGUCUCUACCCGUCAUUGGAUUCAUUCCCACCAUCCGUUCCGCGCUCACAGGUCCACAAGCGUCUUUGUUAUUUGCGAAAAAUCACUAGUCUCCUACAGUACGCGCUGCUACGGGGUCAGAUACCUGCACGUGAUGUAGAAACACUCAAAGCCGGUCCACUUUUAUCAACCAUCGCCCAACCUGUGGCGAGUUCGAAUGAAUCGCUCGGUGAAUCAUUGUUUAGUCGUUUUCUGGCUCAACCGAUGGGUAGUUUAUUCAGAAGACUAAGGAGUUCUACCGUCAACCUGGCAUCAACAAAUGAGCGUGAAACCGAGGAGCCUGCUCGUAUUCUGGCUGUUCUUUGCUGGCUACGAAUAGGCAAUUUACUCUCUGAACUGGAAGCAGUCGGUGCCACUUCUACUUGGGCCGAUCCAUCUUCUGGGGAAUUCUCGGAACUAACUGAAUUAUGUGCCGAGGUUAUGCGCCUGAUUCAGUCAGGCGCCCCACAGUCAUCAGGACCGGUGAGCAAUGUGUCAGUCGAAUUGAAUGCGGUUGAGCAACGGCUUAACCUUCUGUCUGGUGCGAUCGUCUCUUGGAUUCUCGGUAGACAAGGGACAGAACCUGGUAUUUCAAAUCCACCGAGUGUACCGCUCACCUUGGUCCCUCCACGCUCCAUUCAUGCCGGCCUAUCCAAACCAAUUUGUUACACGCUACUCAUACAGAACACACCGACAGAUCAGGGCUGUGUUGCCGCUCUGGUGCGGGUUCUAGAGGCCAGUAUUUGGUCAGUCCUCACCCUGGCACCAAACGGGAUGUCAUUUGCUGCUCGAUUUGAAAGUGUGAACAAUAUAUUCAUAUAUGCUCUGAGUCGACAUUCGAACGAGGCAUUCCUAGUCUCCAAUACCUUCACCUACGGUUGUCUGCGUGAGGCUAGUCUACUUCCACUCUUUUAUUUGGCCACUUCCCGGUCUCAUCGUUUUGGUCGGUCCAAUUUGACCGCGGACGGACCACAGAUACUGCUCGCUGAUAUGAUGCAUUGGCUGAACACCUUGGAUUGGAAGUCCUUCACUCUAGAAAAUCCGGUGAAACUUAGCGGACUAAUGCUUUCCAUAAGCUUCGUUGCCCACACUUUUGAAAUGAAAAACUCCACUAUUGCAAAUGGCUGUGCAGAUUGUUGUACCUAUCAUCCUGCUUGGAAAAGUGUGCAGUCCUCAGACCCAGCAUCCAAAACACGCUGUGCUGUCGCGUCUCUAGUGAAACAACUACUGAACGUCUUGGCUGAUGUUCGAAAGUUGUUGACACCAUGGAAAGCAACGGUGGAGUCGGAUAACAAGAAUUCAGAAUAUGCUGUCCGAAUACUGAAUCUGGUCAACAUCAUCGGAGGUCUUUUGUCCUCUUGGCUCGGUCGCGAUUCGGACGGAUUGCAACUACCAUUCGAACCCCUGCAGCGGUUUUCCAGCGCAUCACAACCGUCAAAUGCCAACACCGGNGCAAUUGGUUGUUUCGUUUGUGCCAGCACUUUUGGCUCGCUUGCCCAACUUCACCCUGGUCCAGGCGGUCAAUUAUGUGUGCAUUCAUCUCUGGCCCGAUUCACAUCCGUGUAUUAA
This is a messenger RNA of Echinostoma caproni, 2265 nucleotides long. Lineage: Eukaryota; Metazoa; Platyhelminthes; Trematoda; Plagiorchiida; Echinostomatidae. The record is from the annotation of a GenBank genome assembly.